UUAUCGUGCAGUUAAAAAAGAAACGUUGCAAUCUCAUCUACAGCGUUUAAAACGAUUCCCAUUGAUCUGACCAACAAAUUGUUUGUUAUUCAAUUAUUGGGUGUGUCUGUGAACUAAGAAUGUUGUUUAUUCAGGUGAUGGUCGAUGUAUCGCAUUUCCAGCCAAACGAGAUCUCUGUGAAGACGACCGACAAUAACAUCAUUGUUCACGCCAAGCAUGAGGAACGCAAGGAUCAAUUCUCACACGUCUCGCGGGAAUUUCGUCGUCGCGUUACCAUUCCCCAAGGAGUGAAUCCCGAGACAGUGACGUCCACCAUGUCGCCCGAAGGAAUUUUGACCAUCAUGGCUCCAAAAAUGAUGCUUGAAGGCUCAAAAGAACGAGUCAUCCCAAUUACGAUGACUCGGACUGCUGGAUUGACCAAUUCUCCGACUCCAAUCCAAGGAAAUUAGGACGUGGUGACUUUUGUGAUGGUAAAAGAAAAAAAAAAGGAUCGUUUCUAUUUUCAUUUUUCCUUUCCUCCUUGAAAUUUGCAGUGAUAGGUGUGAGUGUUUGUGUUGGUUGGUGUCGAUCAUGUUGAUGGGCUUAAAAUUCACAUUUCAAUAAGUAAUAAAAUUAUUAAUAUUCCAUUGUGAAUGGCGGAAAUACUGUAUGUACAAACUUUAUUCACCGAAUGGUUAACAAGCA
This is a messenger RNA of Daphnia pulex (common water flea), 684 nucleotides long. Its product is annotated as protein lethal(2)essential for life-like. The record is from RefSeq and is a predicted model, not a curated record. The transcript is spliced from 4 exons. Gene Ontology annotation, biological process: response to heat; protein refolding. The coding region runs from base 120 to 449 and encodes 109 amino acids. NCBI's taxonomy places the organism in Eukaryota, Metazoa, Arthropoda, Branchiopoda, Diplostraca, Daphniidae. Gene Ontology annotation, molecular function: protein folding chaperone.